ACGAACAAUGCGAUAAUAUAAUUACUUAUUGUAUUAUUAUGGAAAUACUCAAUUGAUAGUAGUUUCGGUUAUAAAGUAACUUGAAAUUUAUAUCAAUCAUAAAAAUUAAAGUCUCCAUAGUGAUAGAUUUUUAAGUAUCUUUUAUUCCAGUUUUUAUUUAACACCAAUUAAUGUGUAUCAAUAAAAUUAAAUUUAUACCAUUUUUCGGGGGAGCGAAUACUGUCAUUUAUUCUUCAUUCUCUUAACAUUUCCAAAAAUUCUUUCAUCUUCAGUCAAUUCUAUAAACACUAAUAUCACAAUAUAUUAUCCAAUCUAUAUCUACAAAUUUUUUUACCUUUUUGUUUAUUGCAAAUCCGUUCUGCGAGGUUGUCAUGUGAUUUAUCGUAUGAAUCACCGAAUUUUUAUUUUAUACUUAAAAAUAUCAUUUCAAUAUAUAAACUGCAAUUUUACUAUUUUUUUUGUUAUUAUAUUUUUAUAUAAAAAUUAUUUGAAUCACCUUUCUACAAUUUUUAGUAUUUUGGACCAGAUUUUUUUAAAAAUUAUAAAAUUAUUCAUCUAUUAGCUUUUAUAUAUAAAAAUAUAUAUAUAUAUAUAUAUUUUAAUCAAUAUAGUGAAGUAAUAAAAGUUU
Molecule: messenger RNA, 628 nt
Organism: Rhizophagus irregularis DAOM 181602=DAOM 197198
Lineage: Eukaryota; Fungi; Glomeromycota; Glomeromycetes; Glomerales; Glomeraceae
Source: RefSeq, a predicted model, not a curated record